Mytilus trossulus (common blue mussel) is the source of this 2743-nucleotide messenger RNA. RefSeq names its product probable ATP-dependent RNA helicase DDX49. The transcript has 12 exons. The coding region runs from base 47 to 1402 and encodes 451 amino acids. Lineage: Eukaryota; Metazoa; Mollusca; Bivalvia; Mytilida; Mytilidae. The record is from RefSeq and is a predicted model, not a curated record. Gene Ontology annotation, molecular function: nucleic acid binding; RNA helicase activity; ATP binding.
UAUUCUGACAUUGAACAAUAUAUUUUAUUAUUUUUGAUAGUGCAACAUGGAAAAUACUUUCGAAGAACUUGGUCUUAACGAAUGGCUGUAUACUCAGUGUAAAGCUAUGGGGCUUUCCAAGCCGACUCCAAUUCAAAUAAACUGUGUUCCUCCAAUUCUUGAAGGUAGAGACUGUAUAGGAUGUGCCAAGACAGGAAGUGGAAAAACAGCAGCAUUUGCAUUGCCAAUCUUACAGAAACUGUCUGAGGAUCCUUAUGGAAUAUUUGCUUUGGUAUUAACACCAACUAGAGAGUUGGCCUUCCAGAUAGCUGAACAGUUUAAUGUAUUAGGAAAACCAAUAGGUGUUAGAGUCACUGUUAUAACUGGAGGAUUAGAUAUGAUGAAGCAAGGGAUAGAUUUAUCAGUUAAACCACACAUUGUCAUUUCUACACCAGGCAGAUUAGCAGAUCAUUUACAAAGCUGUGAUACAUUUAGUUUGAAGAAGAUUAAAUUUCUGGUACUGGAUGAGGCAGACAGAUUGAUAGAAGAUGAUUUUGGUGAACAGCUGGAGGUAAUAUUUGAAGUUUUACCAAAGAGGAGACAGACAUUACUGUUUAGUGCUACAAUGACGAAAAACUUGGAAGACAUGCAAGAUUUAGCCAUGACAAAACCUUUCUUCUGGCAGCAAAUAUCUCAAGAAUCAACAGUUGAAUCGUUAGAGCAGUAUUAUAUCCUGAUGCCUGCAGAUGUGAAGGAUGCCUAUCUUGUUCAUACACUCGACAAAUAUUUAGAGAAAAACAAGAAAAGUUCAGUUAUUAUAUUCACCAAUACUUGCAAAUACACACAGAUUCUUGGGAUUAUUUUAUCAGAGCUUGGCAUUCAGUGUGUGGUGUUACACUCAAUGAUCCGACAGAAGGAAAGAUUAGCCUCCCUUGCUAAGUUUAAAUCAAGUCAAGUCAGUGUAAUGAUUGCUACUGAUGUGGCUAGCAGAGGAUUGGACAUUCCGACAGUAGAUUUGAUUAUUAACCACAACGUACCAAACAGACCAAAGGACUAUGUACAUAGAGUUGGACGUACUGCUAGAGCAGGAAGGUGUGGUAAAUCAAUUACCAUGGUAUCACAAUUUGAUGUGAAAUUGGUUCAUGCAAUAGAAGCUUUUGUCAAAAAGAAGAUGGAAGAAUGGCCUGUUGAAGAAAAAGAAGUCAUGAAAAUAUUAGUUGAAGUAGCAACAUCUAAAAGAGAAGCUCAGAUUAGAUUAGAUGAGAGAGAUUUUGGUGAGCAGAAAGAAAUAAAUAAAAGGAAAAGAAUGAUAUUGGAAGGAAAGGAUCCUGAAAAAGAAGAACAAAAGAAACAGAAGUUUAUAAAGGAGAAAACAAAGGAAAGAAAGAAGGAAAGAGACAUGAAGAAAAAAGAGAAAGUUUGAUAUCCAAAUCUUACAGUAACAAGCAUUCUGUGAUAAUGAUGACCUAUUAAAAAGGUCAAAGAAAGUUAAGCAUACCAACUUCUGAAUCUGUAAAAGAUAAUAUGUUAUAAACUGAUGCUGACAGUGUCAUACAGUUAUAGCUGGUAUCAACUAAUAAGCUGGAUGUUCCUUUAAAACUGUCAAGAAUUAUUCCUAAUUUAAUCUAGUCUGGAAAAUAUUGAUCAAUUUAAGAUUCUGUCAAUUGCUUCAUUGUCUUUGAUGUGCAAACCAUUUUCUGGUCAUUAAUCAUCACAUCUAGAGAUGUAAGCUUCUAACUAUCAUAACAAAAUGCCAACCACUAAUAGUUAUUUCACAGCCAUCUUGUAUGUCAGGCAGAAAUAAUUGUCCUCAUUUUAGUCAGCUGUUAUACAUAGUUCUAAAUCAACACAGUUCAAAGAUAUUAAACUAGACCAAACUGAGAAAAUGUCAUAAAAUCUGCUCUUUUCUUCUCUUGAAUUUCUUUUUCCUGAAGAAAAAUCAGAAAAGUUAAUUAGUGGUAAUAGAUAAGAGUACAAAUGCUUAAUUCUACUUGAAAAUAUGUCUAUGCUCCUAACACUGCUAUUAGUCAUAAUGGAAAUUGAAAAUAUCAAAUCAAAUGACUUCCUCAAUAUCAAAUAAAUAGCAUUUACAUAUAUGUAACAUCCUCACCAUAAAUAAUUAGAAGGUUUUAUUUGAUGAAAACACCUUUAGUGCAUUUUACUUUUAUAUUACAUUGAUAAAUUGAAUAUCUAAGGUUAUUUCUAAUGUGUAAUACAUGUAUGUAAAAGUGUUUUUUUGUCGAGCCUGCAAGCUCGACAUAGGGAUAGUGAUCCAGCGGCGGUGUUAGCUCACUUUUUAAAAGCUAUAUAUUUUAGAAGGUGGAAUACCUGGAUGCUUCAUAUUUUGUAUAUAGAUGACUCAUGUUACGAAGUUUCCAUCAGUCACAUGAACAUUGUCCUUGACCUCAUUUUCAUGGUUCAGUGACCACUUGAAAAAAAAGUUCAGUUUUGGUCUAUUUUUUUUAAACUAUAAGCAAUAGGUCAACUAUAUUUGUUGUAUGUAAGCAUUGUUAGCUGUACAUGUCUACCUGGCAUGGUUCAUCUGACCUUGAGCUCAUUUUCAUGGUUCAUUGAUCAAUGUUUAGUUUUCUUGGUUCAUGUUAAGUUUAUGUGACAGUCAUUAUAAACCUUAUAUUUAGGAGUAUCAACAUAAUAUCAAUGAUUGGUAAAGAAGGCGAGACAUUUCAGUGUGUGCACUCUUGUUUUCUUGCCAAUAAAUGAUGUUUGACUGUUAUAAAACAAUUAUAUAACCUUACCAAAUCCU